AUGACUAACGCUCUACGGGCUGCUGCGUGUACUUCUACAUCUAGAAACUUACCCUUGGAGACACGAUUCUGCACUUCAUGGAAUCAUCCGAUUGGUCUAAAUGAAAGGUUCUACCCGACAUGCGUCCAGGGAUGCUCGCUCAAGUUCCAGAACCCGGUCAUUGGGCGUUCCCCUACUGGGCCUAGGCAAUCGGACUUCGCUGAACCUCCCCUGCAGACAAAACUAGGAACUGUUCCGGAAAGAAACGGAAAUUUAUUUUUCUGUGUGCGUUUCCAGUUUAGCCGGACGGUCAGAUUUAACCCUUCUUUGUUGCAGGUGGAAUUUAAGGAUAUUCUGCUCCGCUACAGUACGGACGUGAUCGGGUCGGUAGCGUUCGGCAUCGAUUGCAACACGGUCAAGGGCGGCAACGAUGACUUCCUCAACAUGUCACGCGAGCUGUUCCGCCGCAACUUCAUAUUCCUCCUGCGCUUCUUCCUCAUCUCUGUUCACCCCGUGUUCGUCAAGCUGUUGCCCUUUAAGCGAAUCUUCAAAGAUAUGACCGAGUUCUUCCUAAAACUUAUGUCCGACACAGUCAAUUACCGCGAGAAGAACAAAGUGGAGCGCAAUGACUUUGUCCAAAUCAUGAUGCAGCUCCGCGAGGAGGAUCGAAACCGGAGUACACUGGACCGGGCGAGCCACGUCGAGCUCAACAACGACACUAUGGCGGCACAGGCUUUUCUUUUCUUUGUAGCCGGCCUCGACAACGUAGCCAAUACGAUCGGAUUCGCACUCCACGAACUCGCGAUGAACCAUGCUUUGCAGCGACGCGCAGUGGCUGAAAUUCAAGAAAAUAUAAGGAAGCACGGAAGUUUAACCUAUGAUGCUGUUCGGGAUAUGGAGUUGAUUGAGAGAAUAGUGAGGGAGUCACUGCGGAAGUACUCGCCGGUUGGCAUCUUGACGCGCCAGCCCAGCGAACCCAUCAAGAUUCCAGAUUCAGAUGUUGUGAUUGACCCGUCCGUCAUGGUUUGGAUCCCAGUGUGGCAGGCCAUGCACGACCCAGACAUUUUUCCUGAGCCCGAGCGCUUCGACCCAGAUCGCUUUACCGAAGAGGCCAAGAAGACCCGCCAUCAGUACAAUUACCUGCCCUUCGGAGAAGGACCCCGAUUUUGCGUCGCCGAACGAUUCGCCAUUCUUGAAAUGAAGCUGUGCAUAGCUGGGCUGUUGCAGCAGCAUGCGUUUGACGCCGGUAGUAAGACUGACGUCAAGCUCAAACUCGAUCCCAAAACGUCCAGUCCCACUCCACAGAAUGGUUUCUGGCUUCAAGUGACAGAUAGACCGACAUCUGCGUUAUAGUUAUUAGUCUAUUCAAAACGAGUUGUAAAUUAACAGCGUAAUUAAAGCGUAUUUAAUUUUGCUAGCAGCACAUCCAAGCCAUAAACAUUUUCCUGGAAGUUUAAAAUGACAACUAGUUGUAUUUAUAAAUAAACAUUAUUCUUUUUCA
Frankliniella occidentalis (western flower thrips) is the source of this 1480-nucleotide messenger RNA. Its product is annotated as probable cytochrome P450 6a14. The record is from RefSeq and is a predicted model, not a curated record. Lineage: Eukaryota; Metazoa; Arthropoda; Insecta; Thysanoptera; Thripidae. Gene Ontology annotation, molecular function: heme binding; iron ion binding; oxidoreductase activity, acting on paired donors, with incorporation or reduction of molecular oxygen. The coding region runs from base 1 to 1332 and encodes 443 amino acids. The transcript is spliced from 4 exons.